GAAUCGACAGAGUACGCGCGGCAUCUCAGUCAGUGUCCGUCGCGCGACUUCCCGGCUUAUCGACAUACGAAGAUGCCUUUCACACCCCAAGAUCAGGCCAAGUGCCCCAAAUGCGGAAAGUCGGUGUACGCCGCCGAGGAGAUGCUCGCCGCCGGUAAGAAGUUCCAUAAGUCCUGCUUCAAGUGCGGACUGUGCAACAAGAAACUCGACUCGACCAACGUCGGUGAGCACGGUGGAGACAUCUUCUGCAAACAGUGCUACGGUAGGAAAUACGGACCCAAGGGAUACGGAUUCGGUGGAGGAGCCGGCUGCCUGUCCAUGGACAAGGGCGAGCACUUGGGCAACAAGGAAACUGCCAUGGCCAACAAGCCCCUCGAUGGAACCUAUAACUAAAUCACACUUAGCAUUAGCAUCUAUCCAUACCGCCGCAACCACCUGCGAUUCCUAGUUCCUCGCUGUUCCAGUGAUGACGACGCUGUAUGCAUUCUUGGGCGAUAGUUACAACGGCGAUUUUCAACACUAUUCCCAAUCUGUUGUACAUUCUGCUUCUCCUGCCCGCGGGCGCCGCUUGUGAACCAAAUAAAUGUCGCACCUUUGU
Messenger RNA from Galendromus occidentalis (western predatory mite), 598 nucleotides. RefSeq names its product muscle LIM protein 1. The record is from RefSeq and is a predicted model, not a curated record. Gene Ontology annotation, biological process: muscle tissue development; sarcomere organization. Gene Ontology annotation, molecular function: actinin binding; structural constituent of muscle. Gene Ontology annotation, cellular component: Z disc; nucleus; cytoplasm. NCBI's taxonomy places the organism in Eukaryota, Metazoa, Arthropoda, Arachnida, Mesostigmata, Phytoseiidae. The transcript has 2 exons. Bases 73 to 393 code for a protein of 106 amino acids.